AUGGACGAUUUACAAUUAAAUAUAUCAGUUCCAAAGAAGGAUAAGAAGAAAGUUAAAGGUAUUGAGCAGAAUGCAUCAGAAUAUAAGUUUGUGUCAAAUCCAAAGUUUACUGGUAAAACUAUAGCUAGGAAAAGGCCACAAAAUUUAGCACAAAAGAAUAAAUCAGUAAUAAACAAUGCCCACGGUCCGCCUAAGGUGUCUAAAACUUCGGAACAGGGCCCAGAUAAAUCUGACGAUUUAGCUGCUAAAUUACGAGACCUUAGUGAAAAUAAAGGAAAGUUUCAAGGCAAGAAUUACCAAGACCUUAGUGAUAACCUUCAAAUAAAACAAAAGCCUAGGAGUGGAGGUUGGAUAUCUUCAUUGUUUAAAAACAAUCCACAAGUGCCUCGCAUUGGCCAACGAGCCAUAAAGCCCAUUGUGGAAAAAGUGUUUGCUGGACAUAACUUUUCAGAUCUAGAUAUACACCCACAUAGUGUCGCAAAUUUGCAGCAAAAUCUAGGUUUAAAGGAACUUAUGACAGUACAGCAAAAUGCCGUACCCAUUAUACUACAGGGUCGAGAUGUUCUUAUAAGGUCACAGACUGGUUCUGGUAAAACCCUAGCAUAUGCUCUCCCAAUUAUAGAGGGCCUGCAAGCAAUAAGACCUAAACUCAACAGGCAUGAUGGUAUCAGAGUUAUUGUAGUGAUACCUACUAGAGAACUAGCAGUGCAAACUUAUGAACUCUUUGUUAAACUGGUAAAGCCAUUUACAUGGAUAGUUCCUGGUUUGUUAAGUGGAGGUCAAAAAAGGAAGGCAGAGAAGGCGCGGUUGAGGAAAGGCCUCAGUAUAUUGGUAGGAACACCUGGUCGUAUCAAUGAUCAUUUGAGACACACACAAUCAUUGAACUUUGCCAAAACUGGGUGUUUGGUACUGGACGAAGCUGAUCGCUUGUUAGACAUGGGCUAUGAAAAAGAUGUGGCAGCUAUAGUGAAAGCAAUUGAAGAUCACAAGAAGGCGGCAACUUACGACCCUAUGGCUAUGAUCAAACAAAAUAUAGUAAAAGCAAAUCCUGUAGAUGAUGAAACUAAAGAUUCAAAUGCAAACGAAGAGAUUGGAGAAGUUACUAUUAAAAAACAUAAUUUGACUGAAGUAUUUUUGUCAAAAGAAAAACAAACUAUUUUACUAUCAGCUACUCUUACAAAGGCAGUAGAAAAUUUAGCUGGAAUUACAUUGGUAAACCCAGUAUUUGUAGAUACCUCCGAGGGUAAAGCAGUGAUUGCAGAUUCACUAAAAGCUAACCAAUCUAAUGAACCACCAAAAAAAGUUAAGACUAAUAAGGAUACACCGAAAGUACCAGAAAAUCCAAAAGUAGUCGAGAAAGAACAAGAAAAUGAUACAGAUGAAGAAAAACCGGCCGAAGUGAAAAGAGGUUUAAAAGCAUUCACUGGUCUAAAUCAUCCUGACUUAUUUAAAAAAGAAGACGUAAAGCAAGUAACUACUACUAAAGAUAGUGUUCAAAACUCAGUUGAAGAAGACAGUGACAGUGAUUCAGACUAUGAAUACUUUAAAGUUCAAAAACAACUGGCAGCUAAAGUAAAAGUAGAUAAAAACUCUGAAGACGACGACAGCGACGAAGAGGUUGAAGAAACUAAACUGGCCCCCGAAGUUAAUACUUUUGCGGAAGCACUAAAAACAGCAGUUGGUGAAGAUGAUCUAGUUCUUCCCGCAACUGUUAAUCAAACAUUCCUUAUUGUGCCCAUGAAGCUACGGCUGGUAACAUUGUGCUCCUUAAUUGUAGAACAUUGUGUCGUAAAUAAGAAAGGGGGGAAAAUGAUAGUUUUCAUGGCAACUUUAGAAAUGGUUGACUACCAUUCAGAACUAAUAGAACUGGUGCUAACAGGAAAAGACGUUAAAGUUAAGAAGAAGAAAUUGGAGAAAAGUAAAGCCAAGAAAAGAAAAGCUAAUGAAGAUGAUGCUGAGGACGCAGAGUCGUCCGAAGAAGACUCAGAUGACUUUCAAGUAGACUAUGAGGAACCUUCAGAAGGAGCAUUGAUUCCAGUAGACAUAGAAAUGUUUAGUCUUCACGGAUCUAUGCCGCAUGAACAACGGAUGGAGGUCUUCAAACAAUUCCGUGCUGCUAAAAGCGGUGUUCUUAUUUGUACGGAUGUCGCAGCCAGAGGCAUAGACGUUCCGCGUGUGGAUCUAGUAUUGCAAUACUGCGCACCUGCCUCCGCCACAGAUUAUGUACACAGGGUGGGCCGCACAGGUCGCGCAGCGCGCGUAGGAGCUGCUGUCAUGUUCCUGUUGCCCAGCGAAGCACAGUUCAUCAGGCAUUUGGAGGAGAAGAGGAUCAGGCUUCGUCAGACGGAUGAAACGCGAGCUCUGGAAGCUCUUCGUACAAUAGCGCCCACUGCCACGAGCGUGCAGCGUGCCGCUGUCGCUGUACAAGCGCGCCUUGAGAAAACCACACAUACCAACAAGGAUUGGCUUCUAAGGGCCAGCAGAGCCUAUACUUCGUGGGUUCGUUUCUAUGCGGGCUAUCCACGGGACGUUCGUGAAUAUCUGGACUCCAAGAAACUGCACCUAGGCCAUGCGGCCAAGGCAUUCGCCUUGAGAGAUGCUCCCGCUACUCUCGCACGACGAGUGAAGUCCAACCCCACCAACAAGAAAGAUAGACCUUCUAAUAGACUGACCGUUCAUGAAGAUGAGGAAAAGAAACGGCCGGGAUUCGCUAAAUUAAAAUUUGGUUUCGGUGGUCGUCACAUAAAUAAGCAGAGUUCCAUGCACACAGCAAGUGAGUACGACAGUGGAUUGCCUCCGCUUGAACAUUCACAACCCAAGAAGAAGAAGAGUAAAUAA
This is a messenger RNA of Arctia plantaginis, 2838 nucleotides long. NCBI's taxonomy places the organism in Eukaryota, Metazoa, Arthropoda, Insecta, Lepidoptera, Erebidae. The record is from the annotation of a GenBank genome assembly.